AUGACAGACAAAACAUCAAAUUUUGACUUGGAUUCGAAUAACACUGGUAAUAAUCUUACUUUUAUGGAUGUAAUUGAUAUUUCCAUUUCAGAAUACUUCCAAAAUACCACACCUGCAAAAUGGUCAUUUGAUGAUUUUUCAAGGACAAUGAGGCUAUUCAUCAUGAAAGAAAAUAAAAGUACAGAUGAACUAUCCUCAAUAUGGCGUAAAAGAUUUAUAAAUGCACUUAAAUUCAUAAUUAAUAAUGCAGAAACAGACAAGACAGUUCGGCAGAUUGCAACAUUACUUGUAAAUCAAGUAUAG
Messenger RNA from Entrophospora candida, 303 nucleotides. The record is from the annotation of a GenBank genome assembly. Lineage: Eukaryota; Fungi; Glomeromycota; Glomeromycetes; Entrophosporales; Entrophosporaceae.